Olea europaea var. sylvestris is the source of this 4910-nucleotide messenger RNA. Its product is annotated as myosin-1-like. The record is from RefSeq and is a predicted model, not a curated record. Lineage: Eukaryota; Viridiplantae; Streptophyta; Magnoliopsida; Lamiales; Oleaceae. The coding region runs from base 1087 to 4476 and encodes 1129 amino acids. Gene Ontology annotation, cellular component: myosin complex; actin cytoskeleton; cytoplasm. Gene Ontology annotation, biological process: vesicle transport along actin filament; actin filament organization. The transcript has 23 exons. Gene Ontology annotation, molecular function: microfilament motor activity; ATP binding; actin filament binding.
CAAAAUAAAGGAAAAAAAAUGGAGAAAAAGGAAAAUGGCAGACCAAAUAUUCGUUUAUAUGUUAUAAAAAAUUCAAAAAUCAAAUGGAAGUUAGAGCCACACCGUCAUCCAGUGCUUUUGAAUUGUCCAAUGGUGACAGAGUACAAAAGUUGGGAGAGAGAAACAUAAAAUACUUGAAGCCUGAGCAACGAAGAAGCUACUGAUUUCUCCACACGCCCUGGAAUUUUGUCCAUUUUCUGUAUUCAUAUAGCGCAAGUCAUCUGUCUCUCUCCGUCUCUAGUACUGUAAGCAUUUCUCCGGUGUUUAAAGUUGGGUUUCUAUUGUUCAAUUUUGUGUAAUAUUUCCUGCAUUAUUAUUUGUCAAAUUGCCACCUUUUCAUGAAAUUUGAACGAUCGGGGCUUCGGGGAAGUUACUAAGGAAACCCAUUAUAUGAAUGUCGGUCCCGGAAGAAGGUUUUUGAGGUUUGGUAUUUUAUUUUAUUUUUUAUUUUUUUUGCAUCGUUGAAGGCGCUUGACAAUGGUUUUUAUUUUAUUUUAUUUUUCCCAAAAACCUGGGUUCAAGAUUCCUAUCCGAUCGUGAGGAAUUCAAGUCUACACGAGAUUUUUACAUGUUUCUGCUCGGAAAGUUUGUUUAUUUUUUCAUUUUUUUAGAAGUUUGCUUAUUAUUAUUAUCAUUUUUUUUUUCACUUUUUUGAAUAAUUUUAAGUUAGUAAAAUUUCGGGUCGAACUCGAACACAUCUACUAAUUGUUUAAGAUUUGGUGGGAGAUCGUUAAUGGUGUGACUGAUUAGUGAAGAGUCACUACAAUUUGGUAGCCACAUGUCCCCUUCAUUAAGCUAGACAGAUAAGUAAGUGGGACCUCUACUUAAAGUUUGAUUCACUUUGCAAGAAUAGAAAGGGAGGCAAAAGUUAACUUUUUGAUCCAAUUACCAAUCAUUGUACAAUUCAUUGAAUUGGAGCAAAAUAAGAAAAAAGACCCAUUUUGAGAAUAAUGUCACAGCAAAAAAUCUAAGGGCUCGCUAUCUCUUCAGUCGAUCAAAUCAUUGCCAGUGGACUUCAGUUUUGUGGGUUCACCAGGAAAUGAAAGGAUGAUGGUUCCUGACAUUACAUUAGGAAAUGGUCCGUCAUUGACUGAGGCUGAGGAGGGCUAUGCAAAUGGUAAUGAUAACGUUUAUCGGAAUAAUGAGUCGCCCUAUAGUAGGCGGACCGAGGAUAGACCUUCUGUGGUUGAUGAUGGAGAGGAUUUGAAGGUUGCGAGUUCUUUGAAGUCAUUUGGAUGGUCGCCUGUUGAUUCUAAGUGGAGCGACACAACACCAUAUGUGGCCAAGAAGAAGCUUACAUCAUGGUUUCAACUUCCUGAUGGUAAGUGGGAGCUGGGGACGAUCCUUCCAACUUCUGGGAAUGAAAAGUUGAUAUCAUUGGCUGAGGGGAAAGUCUUAACAGUGAAUUCGGAAAAUUUGGUGCCAGCGAAUCCUGAUAUACUUGAUGGCGUUGAUGAUCUUAUGCAACUAAGUUAUUUGAAUGAGCCAUCAGUAUUGUACAAUCUUCAGUACAGAUAUAAUCGAGAUAUGAUUUAUACUAAAGCAGGUCCAGUUCUGGUUGCCGUUAAUCCCUUUAAGAAAGUUCCUUUAUAUGGAAACGAUUACAUAGAAGCGUAUAAGAAUAAAUCUGUUGAGAGCCCACACGUAUAUGCCGUCACAGAUACGGCCAUGCGAGAAAUGAUUAGAGAUGAAGUUAAUCAAUCUAUUGUUAUAAGUGGGGAAAGUGGAGCUGGCAAAACAGAAACAGCGAAGAUAGCAAUGCAAUAUUUGGCUGCACUAGGAGGUGGUAGUGGAAUCGAGUAUGAGAUAUUAAAAACAAAUCCAAUUCUGGAAGCCUUUGGCAAUGCCAAAACAUUGAGAAAUAACAAUUCAAGUCGUUUUGGAAAGCUGAUUGAAAUUCACUUCAGUGAAACUGGAAAACUGUCGGGUGCCGAAAUCCAAACUUUUUUACUCGAGAAGUCCAGAGUGGUUCAGCAAUCAGAGGGAGAAAGGUCAUAUCAUAUAUUUUAUCAGCUAUGUGCUGGAGCUCCACCAAUUCUUAGAGAAAAAUUGAACUUGAAGAAUGCAAAUGAGUUCAAUUAUUUGAGGCAAAGCAAUUGCUAUACAAUUUCUGGGGUUGACGAUGCUGAACAAUUUCAUGUUGUAAUGGAAGCCAUGGAUAUUUUUCGUGUGAGUAAAGAGGACCAAGAGAGUGUAUUUGCGAUGCUUGCUGCAGUACUAUGGCUGGGGAAUGUCACCUAUACUGCGGUUGAUAGUGAAAACCAUGUUGAACCUGUUUUGGAUGAAGGUCUAAUCAAUGUUGCUACAUUAAUUGGGUGUCAAGUUGAGGAACUAAAGCUAGCAUUAUCAACCCGAAACAUGAUUAUAAGAAAUGAGAAUAUUGUACAAAAGCUUACUCAAUCUCAGGCCAUCGAUACAAGAGAUGCACUGGCAAAGUCAAUUUAUUCUUGUUUGUUUGACUGGCUCAUUGAACAAAUCAACAAAUCACUAGCAGUUGGUAAACGACGUACUGGAAGGUCUAUCAGCAUUCUUGAUAUCUACGGAUUUGAAUCAUUUGAGAGGAAUAGUUUUGAGCAGUUCUGCAUCAAUUAUGCCAAUGAAAGAUUACAGCAACACUUCAACCGUCACUUGUUCAAGUUGGAGCAAGAGGAAUACAUUUACAAUGGCAUUGACUGGGCAAAAGUAGAUUUUGACGACAAUCAAGAUUGUCUAAAUCUUUUUGAGAAGAAACCAUUGGGUUUGUUAUCCUUGUUAGAUGAGGAGUCAACCUUUCCGAAUGGCACAGAUUUGACCUUUGCCAAUAAGCUUAAGCAACAUUUGAAUUCAAACACUUUUUUUAGAGGAGAAAGAGGCAAAGCAUUUAUGGUGUCCCAUUAUGCAGGCCAGGUUGUGUAUGAUACAACUGGGUUUCUAGAGAAGAAUCGGGAUUUACUUCACUUGGAUUCCAUUCAACUUCUAUCUUCUUGCACAUGCCACCUUCCUAAGGCUUUUGCGUCCAGCUUGCUCACCCAAUCUGAGAAGCCUGUAAUAGGGGCACUCUAUAAGUCAGGUGGAGCAGAUUCACAAAAAUUAAGUGUUGCGACAAAAUUCAAGGGCCAAUUAUUUCAGUUAAUGCAACGCCUUGAGAAAACAACCCCACAUUUCAUACGCUGUAUAAAGCCCAAUGACAUCCAGUCUCCUGGAAUCUACAAUCAAGGAUUGGUGUUGCAGCAGCUGCGGUGUUGUGGGGUCUUAGAAGUUGUUCGAAUAUCAAGAUCCGGAUUUCCUACCAAAAUGUCGCAUCAAAAGUUUGCUAGAAGGUAUGGUUUUCUUCUACUUGACCAUGUUGCGUCACAGGAUCCACUCAGUGUUUCAGUAGAAAUUCUUCAUCAGUUCAACAUCCUACCUGAUAUGUAUCAAGUUGGCUACACCAAGUUGUUUUUUCGAACUGGACAGAUUGGGAUACUUGAGGACACAAGAAAUCGUACUCUGCAUGGCAUCUCAUGUGUACAAAGCUGCUUUAGAGGUCAUCAAGUUCGCCGCUACACGAAGUACUUAAGGAGAUGCAUUAUCACUCUUCAGUCAUUUCUUCGGGGUGAAAAAACUAGAAAAGAGUAUGCAGUCUUAUUAGAGAGGCAUAGAGCAGCUAUAUCUAUUCAAAAACAAGUAAAAGGCAGGAUUAGGAGGAAAAAGUUCAAAAACAUUUAUGAGGCAUCAGUUCUAAUCCAAUCAGUUAUCCGUGGCUGGAUGGUCCGAAGAUGCUCUGGAGACAUAGGAUUUCUGCAUUUCGGUGGCAUGAAGGGCGCUGAACAGGAAGAGGUGCUGGUGAAGUCAUCGUUCCUUGCUGAAAUGCAACGCCGAGUUCUUAGAGCUGAAGCUGCACUGAGAAAAAAGGAAGAGGAAAAUGAUGUCCUUCACCAACGACUUCAGCAGUACGAGAACCGAUGGUCAGAAUAUGAACUGAAAAUGAAAUCCAUGGAAGAGGUAUGGCAGAAACAAAUGAGAUCACUCCAGUCGAGCCUUUCCAUUGCAAAGAGAAGUCUGGCUGUUGAUGAUUCGCGGAGAAAUUCUGAUGCAUCAUCCAAUGCAAUCGAGGAAAGUGAGUCAAGCUGGGAUAGAGGGAGCAACUUUAGGGCUCAAGAGAGCAGUGGAGUUAGACGAAUGAAUGCUGGUCUAAGUGUAAUUAGUCGAUUGGCUGAUGAGUUCGAGCAGAGGAGUCAAAUAUUUGGCGACGAUGCCAAGUUCUUGGUUGAAGCAAAAUCAGGUCAGGUUGAUGCAAACUUGGAUCCGGACCAGGAGCUUAGAAGAUUGAGACAGAUGUUUGAAGCUUGGAAAAAAGAUUACGGUUCGAGACUCAGAGAAACGAAGGUGAUUCUCCACAAGCUCGGAAAUGAAGGGUCGCCUAACAAGGUGAGAAAAAGUUGGUGGGGAAGGAGGAACAGCACGAGAUUUAGCUGACUCACUGUCCGUAAAUAGCUCACAAUUUAGUUGACUCUUCCUAUCAGAGUUGCAACACAAAUUUGUUAUAACAAGCAGUAGCAGUUGGUCAUUUUACCGCAGUUUGAAUCAAAUAUUUGCAUAUCUUUAUAGAGAGCUGAAGAGCCUCUUGGUGAUACGCUGAAUGCUGGCUACCUAAUAGUGUAUUGUGAUUGGUACAGUUGUUUGUCGAUUCCGGUAUAGUUUUCUUUAAUGAAAUUGGUUGUCAGUAUACGUCGAAGGGAUAGAGUGAAAUUUAUUUGUUUUUUCAUUUGGUAGAAAUCAUCGUAUGGGUUGAAGUAUAAACAAUUUGUAAUACACUACGCAGUUGAUAUGAUGGUUCUCAAGUCAUGUUGCCUUCAAUGAGAUCAUAUUAUAUCACAAUGAGGUAUGAAUUUGCCCCUAUUUGUUUUCCA